AGUGACGCGCGGAUAAAGCUUCCUUAGUAACCAAGCCAGUCACUGACGUAAAUGCACAAGAUUUUUUUUCUCUGCCUCAUUUUCCAUUCAUUUUUUGCGGUUUUCUAUAAUGAGAAAUUUCUCUGCUUGUUCGUUUGGGUGUUAUUUCAAUAAGAUGUUGGGAAAUGAGGAGACAUGCUCAAAUUUUGCGUGACUUUCGCGGGCCUUGGUAGCACCCGGACUCCGCAAAACAAACAACUGGGUCAUCAAAACACGGUGACCUGAAAAACACAUUUAAAUUUUUAAUGCGUUGUUUCCACUUGAUCACCGAUACAUUUAUAAGUGUUGCCCUGCGUUGGGUCGCAGUGGUAGAAAUCGAAGCUGUCAAACAGUCUGGGCCGUUGGAAACCAGCAGCUGAUUCAACAAUGUGUCGAGAAGAAUUUCGCCUUCGAAAUUUCAAAUUGUGGCAUCCAAUACUGCGCGAUUUUACGCAUUCACGGUGGCUGUCGUUACCUUUCUUUCUUGCCUAUCGACUGAUCGUGACCGCUUAUAAUUUCGCGUGGCUCAUCUACAACAUCUACAAAUACCAGGCAAAGCUGUUCAUUUUCCUGACAAACUGGACUUACCUGAUCCUAAACCUGUACUUCCUGCAAGCUACGACUCUGACCCUCUGUGCACUCUACUGUGAAUGCAAGACGCGAAGAGAAGCUAGCCCCAGUACUACCGAGACACAAGUAGUAGAGAUGGGAUCUGGCGACGAAAACGCCAACCAGAAUGAAAAAGCAACCACAGAGGCCCGCGAAGAAGAUGCUCUGCGGCUGCCACAGAAAAUUUUCUGGCUUUUCUAUAUCAUCAGUGCCAACGCCGGUUUAUUAGUCACCGCAGGCUACUGGACCGUUCUGUUCGAAGAAGACGAACCAGUUGACGCGAACAACAUAACAAAGCAUGCUCUUAACUCUGUGUUCAUGGUGAUUGACACAUUCCUGAGCUCCAUCCCAGUCCGUCUCUUCCACUCGGCCUAUCCUCUGCUGUAUAUCAUUGUAUACCUUACAUUCACCGUCGUUUAUUGGCAGCUCGGUGGUACGAACAUCCAAGGCCAGCCUUACAUUUACAGUUUACUGGAUUAUAACAACUUCGAGGCGUCAACUGGUUGCAUUAUCGGAUUCUUUCUUCUCCUGGUUCAACCCGUUUUACAGCUGAUGUUGUUUGGCCUCGUCAAGCUAAGGGAUUGCGUGCGCCCCACACACAAGGGAAUGGACUGUUAAUUUUUAUGUUACGGAUGCAGUCACAUUUAUUGUACUCGAACAAGACGUAUUCUAACCAGUUUUUGUUAACUGAAAAAAAUCGAGCUUUAUCGUUCAAUUUUGUUCGGUGCGCAAUUUGUGGGUUUGAUUUCGUUCGAUAACCGAAAUUAAAUAAACCGUAUUUGCCUUUGCUCAAAAAAAAGUCAGCUUAAGUGUUAACGUGAUGAAAUUCACACCUGUCCUAUUUAUGCCGUUUUAAAACAUCAGUAAUUUGUGUGUUUGAGAACAAAAAUGCUGUUUCGGUUUUCAAAUAUCUCUUUUUAUUCCAGAGAUAUUCAAGUUAGCGGAGUGAUGACGUCAUAAAUUCGACCAAAUUUUGAUCAAAUAUGCAGACAAAGAUAUCUCAACCAAUUUGUAUCAGAAAUGUAUGGUGUACAAAUACGAGCUUAACUGUACGUUUUUUGCUAUGGCAACCUACUGUGUGCUACAGUAAAAUGUCACCAAUGUUUAAGGUUUUUCUGACCAUUUUGACGUUUUAUCUUGAUAUUUCCCAAUGAUGCCUCAUCUGCAUGAUCUUACAAGCAUAUAAAUAUGUUUGGUCGAGUUCUUGGCCUUGUUUUUUGAGCUGAAAAUUCCUAAAAAUUUUGCAAACAGGUUGGAGGGAAGUAGAAAAGAGUUAGUUACCAGAAGAAUAAUUUUUUCUAUAUAUAGCUGAAGGUGUGUCGCCUCUAAAUACACUGGUUUACCAAAUUUCAGUGGUCUUCACAUCAAAUUGACCGACAUAGCUCUUUUUGAAUUGUAGAUAGAGUUUUGUUUCUGACGUCACCACGUCCCUAAUUUCAUGCUUUACAAAUUUAUUUAAACUGAAAUAUCUCCGGAACUGAUAAAGAUAUUUGAAAACGGAAAACAUUACAAUCUUUCGUGGAAUUCUUUAUGAUAACCAUAAAAUUGCCGGCAAGGGGUAGGGACUUGACCAUAGCCGGCACUUUAACGGCUCUUGUCGUGCUACUGACCUUCCAACCUAAGCUUAGCAGUCUUAAAAUUAUUCUUUGCUAUGGAAAGCCCAUGGCAAAGGAACUUAAUCUAGUAAUGUAUGAUGUCAGAAACCCUUAGUGUCUCGUUCUGAUGCAGACCUAAAAUCCUUUUUUUUUUUUUAAUCACAUAAUUUUAUUAACUUAAUCAAACGUGGUGAAAUACAAUGUAUUUUAAGCCUCUAUAAUUUUAAGUCACCCCGCGGUAGGCUAAAAAAGCCUUAGGUUAUCUCAUUUCAUAGAACUGAUGUAAACAGAUUACAAAUAAUUACAUUGUAAUGUUGUUCACACUAACUUGAGGACAUUGACCGAAAUCGCAAUUGGUUCCAAUUAGCAUUUCUUAGGCUCUCUACAUUAAGUUCCUAAAGAGUUAGAAUUUUUUUUAUUUCUUACAUCAUGCAUGUUAUAUCAUAACUUGUUUCGAUACUCGUAAUUAGCCUUGAUAUAUAAGCUACCUCUUAUCGGUCGAUUUGAUUUACACUGAUGGCCAUCGCUCUGAAAGAGAGCCGAAAUCUUGUAAACCUUUCCUCAUUGUAAUUAUUAUCUACAUCUCCUUUUAUUGAGUCAGCAGAAACUUUAUACAGCUAUCUCGAGUUAUCUACCUAUUGUAAGUAGUAACCGUAAGUAUUGCAUGUAGCAAGCCAAACUUGGUUUCAACAAUUUAUUAUAGCAAUCCUGGUUCUCGCCUUGUUUAUUUUCUAUUUAAUAAAAAUUAGAUUAUGAGUUAGAGGUUUCUAUUUGAACAGUAGUGUUCCUGUCGAGGAACUAUCGGCUGAUAGUUCCUAGACAUAAAUAAUCUAUUGUCUUUAUU
Molecule: messenger RNA, 3066 nt
Organism: Orbicella faveolata
Lineage: Eukaryota; Metazoa; Cnidaria; Anthozoa; Scleractinia; Merulinidae
Cellular component (GO): membrane
Source: RefSeq, a predicted model, not a curated record